AUGGAUUAAUAUAUUUUGCGAACAGGCACAGAUGUCGUGGGCUCACCGAAAUUAAGAGAAAACAGCUAUGACAAAAGCAAACAUAGACUUCAUAAUAUGAAGCAAUAAAUUAUGGAAAACUAUAAGUAACAGUUAAGCAAGAUGCUUAAGAAACAGCUAACUAAUAGCUUUGAAAGAAGCGUCUUAAGCUCUUAAUAAAGAUUAAUGGAUUCUUAGAAUACUUAAACACCUGAGAGAAUCAAAACAGGUUAGGGCAGUAGAUUCCUAAAUUUAAGAGCAUCAAGAGAUAGCAAAUAGAAAAAAAACGAAAGUGUUAAUUAGUCGUAACAUAUGUAUCAAACAUUCUAAAUAAUAAGAGAUAAUAAAUCCUCAAAUAAAUAGCAAGGGUUUUUAUCAAGCAAUAGACCAGAAACUAUAGAAACCAUUAAUCCAAGAAUCAUGAGCCCUGCUUUUGGUGGUAAUUUAGCUUAGUUCAAUACAAACAGCAGUUGGAAUACCUUAAAUAAAUUUAAUUCAGGAAACCAAACUUAAAGACCAAUGAGCAAUAUAUCAAAUAAUCGGUAAGGUUUAAUGUUUCAAAGUACCCAUCAAGCAGCAGAAGAAGACUUAAGUUUCAUAUAGAUGGCUAAUUAAUCAGGAAGAUACAAAUUUUAAAGUGCUAGAAAAGCUAGAUAAAUAACAAAUAAAAACUUUAAUCACUUUUCAUCUAUCCAUGACUAGCAAUCAAUUCUGAUGAGCACAUCAAAUUUAUAGGAUGUUAAACUAAAGCAAGGUCUAACUUAGAGAACUUAGGAGACUAACGAAGAACUUCAAUAAUAUCUAGAAAAGUUGCAAAUGGCAGAGAUCAAUAGUGGGAAUUAUCCAAAAAAUUUAGAUUAAAUAGAUUCUACUGAGAAUAUACACUAAAAUCUCAUGGUUGGAAGACCUAUUGAAGUAGAGGUUAUUGAAGAGUAACCUGCUUAUUGCAGGAUUAAUCCAAAAGGUUAUAAAAGUCCAGCUAUUUUUCAUAUAGACUACAGAGGAGAGACAGCUAAACGGCAGGUUAAGGAUGUUAAGAUUUAUGCAAGCACUAUUCAUAGAGAACCCAGUGAUGCUCAUUGUGAAAAACAAUUUGCAAAUGAAGUUAUUGAUGACUAUAUUGGAGGAGGCAGAAAGAAGAUUGUCACAAUCAGAGAGUUAUAAAUAAAUGAAGAAGGAAAAGAGGUUGAAGUUGAGGUUAUACAUGAUUUAAGAGACAUUGAAGAAAAUUUUGACUAACUUUUAAAAGACCACGAUAAAAGCAUGAGACGAAUUUAACCAUAGGACUUUGUCAAUAAGAAUAAAAUUUUGAUGAAAAAAUGGAAUGAAAUUAAAGAUAGAAAAUUGAAAGCAAUAAAAGGCUAGAUAUCUACUCAUUGUAACUAAGUCUCUGUAAAGAAGUCAAGACUUGAGGAAUAUGAGAGAAAAAAGAAGUAUUUUCUGUUGCACAAAUGGGAGAUUAUCAAAGUCAAAAAAUAGGAAAUGAUAGAAGUUCAAAUGAAAAAAAUAUAGAGGCUUACUCGUUCAAGUGAACUUGCCAAGAUGAUACUGAUUAGCAAAAUCAUCAAGGAAAUUUACUAAGUAUUUAAUUAAAAUAGAGAGAAAAAAAGAUUUGAAGAGAAAAGAGUGUUAAUGCAAAAAAGAAUAGGAAAGUUCUAUAAGAGAGUCAUCUUAAGAAAAGGAGUAAAUGUGUCUGAAAGAAACUCAAAUAUAUUGAGGCAAAAAGCGUCAAUGAAAUCAAGAAUAGAAUUCCUAAAAGAGUACUGGGAAAAGGAAAAAAUCAGUCUUACUAAAUAUUUUGUUGCAAAUAAAAAGAAUGCUAAAAAGUUGAAGCCUUAUCUUACAAAACUAGCUAUAAUGAAUGAAUAAAUUAGGGAUGUAUUCGUUGAAAAUUACAUGAUUUAUGCAAUGACUCAGUUUUCAAUUAGGUUUAUAAUUUGGAGAACUCAAAAAUUAAGAUUCAUGCAAGUAUAAAACAUUGAAGAUAAGACAAAUGAAUUAAACCGUUUAUAAAAGCUAUUGAAAGUAAAAACAGCACUUUUAUUUGAUGAAUUAGACCCCUUUUUAGAAGAAAUGAAGGUGUCUUAUAUAUAAAGCUUACUCGCAACAACUUUGCUCUAGAGUCAUAAUGGUAUUUCACCAUUGAUUACACCUACUCUAAAGCAUAUUAUCUCAAGAGAUCACAAAGCAUUAUCUAUGAAUGCAGAUGUAAGAGCAAACUUGAGCAAUUUUGGAUAAGAUAGCUCAACUAAAGGCUCCAAGAGUAAAAAAUAAAUGAAUUUCCUUUAGGCAAUUAUUUAGAAAGAUGCUAUUGAUCCUGGCCAUUCUCCAGCAUUUCUUUUCUUGCCCUAGAAGAAAUAAUUGAUAAUAAUGAUUUUGAAAGCGCUAAAUUAUAAUAGUGCGGAUGAAAUAGUUUGA
Molecule: messenger RNA, 2436 nt
Organism: Stylonychia lemnae
Lineage: Eukaryota; Ciliophora; Spirotrichea; Sporadotrichida; Oxytrichidae
Source: the annotation of a GenBank genome assembly